AUGCUUUCAUUGUCCCGCACUGAAAAUGUCCAAAUACCGGCGGGGGAAUCAUCUGCGUUUACGUAUAGCCCGCUCGAUGAAUCGGCGGAUAGUAUUCGACUUCUAUCCUUUGAAAAAGGCUGCGAUGGUCAUAGUAUCAUACGAUGCAACCUGGUUCACAGAACAUUUCGGGAAAAGCCUGUGUAUUGUGCUCUUUCGUAUACCUGGGGGCAAGCCACGGAUGUGAACUUUCCGAUCUUCGUCAAUGGGAAGACUUUCAGUGUCAGUAAGAAUCUAUUUCGUGCGUUGGAAAUUAUUGUCUCGCCAUCAUUCCGUCACGACGACAAGGCUCAGCCAUGCACGUUGCUCUGGAUCGAUGCAAUUUGCAUAAAUCAACAAGACCCUCUUGAACGAAGUAAGCAAGUUAGCAUUAUGGAUUUUGUCUAUACUCGAGCUUCGUAUGUUUUGAUC
Molecule: messenger RNA, 450 nt
Organism: Mollisia scopiformis
Lineage: Eukaryota; Fungi; Ascomycota; Leotiomycetes; Helotiales; Mollisiaceae
Exons: 1
Source: RefSeq, a predicted model, not a curated record